This is a messenger RNA of Penicillium soppii, 3174 nucleotides long. RefSeq lists its product as uncharacterized. Bases 1 to 3174 code for a protein of 1057 amino acids. Gene Ontology annotation, molecular function: metal ion binding. The record is from RefSeq and is a predicted model, not a curated record. The transcript is spliced from 8 exons. Lineage: Eukaryota; Fungi; Ascomycota; Eurotiomycetes; Eurotiales; Aspergillaceae.
AUGGAGCAGUCCGCUCAAAACCCCAUGCAGGGUCUCCCUCACGGAAGCAACCACAACUCAAUCCCCCCUGAGUUUUGGAACACUCUAGAUGCAAACUAUCCCGAUUCCGAUCAACAGUUGCAACAGCCUGCCCAACACCAUCACGAACUUCCUUCAAACCAAACACCGCUCGGUAUUGACUGGGAUCAUCCUGUGUUUCAACAACAGCAGAGGGAGCUUGUUGCACGACCGGACCCGAGCCAUGGCAUCUACUCGUCCCUCCAUCAGCCCUGGCAACAAACGAAUCCUCUACAACAGCCUCCCCAAUCUCAACGUGGUUAUGGAGCUUCACCACAAUACCAGAUACCCCCCUCUCAGUUCCAACAAGGCCAGAUAAAUUUUGAUGCUCGUCCCUUGAACGCAUCUGAAUCUUCAGCCUUUCCGCAGUACUCGUACCCACCAAACUACUUUCCACAACAACCAAUCUCGGUGUCGGAUACCUUCCCUGAACAACAUACGCAACAAAGACUGCAACCACGGAUGCAGCAACAAUCACGAUCGCCAAUCUCAUCAUAUCCAUUGCCUCAGGGCUACUCCUCAGAAAUGCUACAGAACACGAUUGAUUUGACCAACGAGUAUCCGGAUUCGGACCCGAAUGUUACCGUAAACCCGCAGUUCUUGAACGACACUCAGGCCUUCAGCCAACAGCAGCCUUCUUUGGCCAACGCUUUUGUUCAGGGAAUUCCGCAGGACUUUUCAAGACCGGGAGGUGAACAGCUGUUUGAUUACUAUCAGAACCACAUUCAAACUCAACACCAGCUGACACCGAGUGGCAACCAAGCGAAUCUGCCCAGAGGCCUGCAAGUACCGCAAGUUGUGAUCAAAAAUAAGAAGCUUGCCCCUAAAACAAAGCAAACAAUUAAAUCAACCACAAGGGGCCCAAAGAAGACAGCUUCCAAGUCCGACAGUGAAAGCUCAGAUGAAUCAGAACUUGAGAUUGAAGCCCCUGACGAACCGUCUCCUAUCCCUCUAACUCGCCCGACUGAUCCUGAAGCGGCAGCGCAAUACGAUACACUCCAAGCUGUGUGGUCACCAAGGAACAAAUGGCCGGGUCCGGAGAAAGUUAAAAAUGCGUUGGUGGCUUAUAAAGAUCUCAUCAAGGCACUUAGGGAUGCUUGGAAAGAACAAGUCCAGGCAAUGAAACUGGCUGAAAACCAAGGUGAUAAUGACCAAGCGUUAAAGCUCAAGAACCAGGUGACUUUGCAACGCCGCAUGAUGGAUAAAAUUGCAAUGACCACGCUGGAAAUGGGUCAUCCAAACAUUGUUGAGAAGCUGGGAGAGCACCCCCUGGUUGUGGCAGCUCUAUAUUCCUUUUUGUUGGAUCGUUUCCAGGCAACUGACUUUGCUGGUACUCUGACAAUCAAUUUGCUCAAGCUAUUUGCUCGGUUUUCAAGCUUGUCUGAAGACCUCAUGGCAAAGACAAAUCUCUCCAAAUUGCUCCCGAAAUUUCUCAAGAAAGGCGGACAGCAGGUCAAGGAUCUUACACAGAAGAUUUUAGACAAUGCUGCAGCUUCUACAAAGCGCAAGCAGGAGAAUGAAAAGACUUCAAAGGACGAGCCGCCUCAAACAAAGGGCAAUUCCGCAGACACUGCUGGUCUGAAACGACCACGGGAAACAGAUGCCAGUGUGCAGUCCGGACCAAAGCGAAUGGCAGUUACCAGCAACCUCAAGGAGGCAAAUAAAACAGCUCCUGGACCAACCAAGGGAGCUCCAAUGAGUAAGCUAGCCGGUGCUGCAGCCCUACGCCCGAAGGCCAAUGUUGUAGCACCCAAACCAUCAAGCCUUUUCGGCACCCUGAGCUCGGCUUCAAAGCGACCAGGAACCACCAAUGCAGAGAGAGCCGCUGCAGCCGCUGCAGCCAAACUAAACCCUGCUAGCGAAAAGGAAAAGGCCUCAGCGCCAAAGUCCUCUUUCUCCUUCGGAGAUCUCAUGGCUGAUUUGAACAAACCGAAGGAAGCCCCAGCUCCCAAGCCUACCGAGGACCACCCACCGGAGACUGACGAUGAGCGUAAGAAAAGAUUGCGCAAGGAAGAACGCCGCAAACUUCGCGUGACUUGGAAGCCUGACGCGAACCUUACUGAAGUCAGACUUUUCACCCACGACCCUGAGGAAGAACUAGGUCCUGGUGAUGGGUCAAUGCGUAGCCUCGGAGAUGUCAAGGGUGAGGGCAGCGUACUGAAGCUGCACAAAGAUCUGGAAGAACUUGAAGAAGAGGAUCUUGGUGGCAUCCGCGGGACCGUAUUCUUGGAAAAUUACAACCUAUCGAUGAUUGACUAUGACUUUGAACAGCCAAUGGACGGCAAUUUCAUCAAGCGUGGUGGUCCUCAAGUGCCAACAAGUCCAGAGAAAGAGGCUCAAGAUCACCGAGAAGCUACCACUCUCAUGGUCUUCUAUACUUCACCUGCUGAUAUGCCUGACACGCCCAAGGAGCCACUAGGUCCUGAUCCGGACGAGGUUGUCCCGGAGGUUGUGCCAUUCGGCGAGUUACCUGACUUCGUCAAGGCUCGUCAAGAACGCUACUACUCCUAUUUGAACCCAAAGCCUGCAGUUGCCCAACAGCCACAGCAGUCUGACCCUGCAGGUAAUGGCUUUGACAUUGCCAACUUGUUGAAAAUCAUACAGGGUGGCCAGCCGCAGCCAAUUACACAGCAGGCACCUCAACAUUCGACAGGACCCAGUCUCGAGCAAACGCUCAAUAUGUUCCAUCAGCAACAAUAUCAGCCGCAGCCAAUUCCACCGGCCCCGCCAGUCUCUGCUCCUCAGCCUCAAGGCAUUGAUUUCAAUGCAAUUUUAAAUGUAAUGAAGCAAAUGCAGACACCGGCUGCAUUUCCCCAAACUCAACCGCAGCCAGGGAUGGCACCCAAUCUCGGCGCCAUGUUCUCGCAAUUCGCUGGACAGAACCAGCAACCUACUGCUCCUCAGUACCAGCAUCAAAAUUAUGAAUACGAAGACCCAGAACGCAAGCGGGCUCGCGAUGGCGGUCACCAUGACGAGUUCGAUCCCGGAUGGAGCCGGUCGAAACGGACCAGGCCCACUGACAAGCCUUACAAGGUUGGACUUGUUGCCUGCAAAUUCUGGGCUGAAGGCAAGUGCCGCAAAGGCGACAACUGCACUUUCCGCCACGAUCCCCUCUAG